AUGCAGGCCGAGGAGUACAACCGCCGAGGUAAGGAGAUGGUGGACUACAUCACUAAAUAUUUGGCCUCCAUCCGGGAGAGGAGGGUCAUUCCAGAUGUCAAGCCGGGCUACAUGAGGGAACUUCUCCCGGACGCCGCACCCACUGAGCCGGAGGACUGGGAGAGAAUCUUCGACGACAUCGAGAAGGUCAUCAUGCCGGGAGUGGUCCACUGGCAGAGUCCUCGCAUGCACGCCUACUACCCCAGUCUGACGUCGUGGCCCUCCAUGCUGGGGGACAUGCUGGCCGAUGCCAUCAACUGUGUUGGUUUCACGUGGGCCUCUAGUCCCGCAUGCACAGAGUUGGAAAUGAAUGUGAUGGACUGGCUUUGUAAAGCUUUAGGGCUUCCUCAAUUCUUUCUUCAUUACCAGAGAGAGAGCCGAGGAGGAGGUAUCAUCCAGAGCACCGUCAGCGAAAGCACGUUGGUGGCUCUGCUGGCGGCCAGGAAAGACAAAAUUCUGCAGCUCCGAGCCGAGCUGGAGCACGACAUGGACGACUCGGUCGUGAAUUCAACGCUAGUGGCUUAUGCUUCGGAUCAGGCACACUCCUCAGUGGAGAAGGCAGGUCAGAUCUCUCUGGUGAAGAUCCGAUUCCUUCCCACGGAUGAGCAAUUGUCUCUGAGAGGAGAGAUUUUGAAACAGGCGAUCCAAGAGGACCGGAGGAGAGGACUAGUCCCUUUUCUGCUGUGCGCCACUUUGGGAACCACAGGGGUGUGUGCCUUUGACACUCUCUCAGAACUGGGGCCAGUGUGUGCAGAGGAGGGAUUGUGGCUCCAUGUGGAUGCCGCUUAUGCCGGGUCAGCCUACUUCUGUCCAGAACUGCGCUGGUCCCUUGCAGGCAUUGAAUUUGCACACUCGUUUGUCUUCAACCCAUCAAAAUGGAUGAUGGUCCAUUUCGAUUGCACGGCUUUUUGGGUCAAGGACAAACUCAAACUCCAGCAGACGUUCAGUGUGGACCCGGUUUAUCUCAGACACGAAAACUCCCAAGCGGCCACCGACUUCAUGCACUGGCAGAUUCCACUCAGUCGUCGAUUCCGCUCCGUCAAGCUCUGGUUUGUCAUGCGCUCGUUUGGACUGAAAAACCUCCAGGGACACAUCAGACACGGUAUUGAGAUGGCAAAGCUCCUGGAGUCUCUGAUAAGUAGUGACCCAAACUUUGAGGUUCCUGCGAAGAGAUACCUCGGCCUGGUUGUUUUCUGUCUCAAGAAAGGUAAUGCUUUAACCCAGGAGCUGCUGAGGAGGCUGACACGCUCCGGUGCCAUGUACCUCAUUCCCGCAGACAUUCACACCAAACGCAUCAUUCGAUUCACGGUCACCUCGCAGCACACCACGGCAGAUGACAUCCGCAGAGACUGGAGCGUUAUCUCCAAAAUAGCUUCCGGUCUCCUCGCUGAGACACGGGCUCUUGAUGGUUCGAAGACGUUUGGAGGCAAGGUGAAAGGAGAUGAAGAGAACCGAGGGGUCAGGGCCCAAGAGACCGAGGAGACAGCCCCGAGGAUGGACAAGGCCCAAGUGGAGCUUUGGAUUGACAAGGCUUGGAAUCAGUCCCGGAGACCCAUGCGCUCUCUGAGCUGCAACAGCGAGCCGCUGCCCUACAGUUACCUGGCUCCGAGAACCGGCUACGCCUUCGAAACAAAGCUGAGCCCUCACGAUGAAGCCGCCCUCCCGACGUUAGCAACGACAGCUGACGGUCCCGCCGGAACAGUGCCAGGGAUGCCUUCCAAUAUCGUGGGGAAGCAAAUCAUGAAAAAGCUGACCAAGUUUUACAGCGUUCCGAGUUUCUGCAAUCAGUGGGCGCAGGGUGGCCGGCACCAGCUGUGCUGCCCGCUAAAAGCGUCGCAGGCUUCAAAACAUUUGACCUCCACGUGUAGGAGAAUAAACUGCAUGCCUUCUUCGCCCAUUACCAGCUCAGCCGGGUCCCCUACUCCAAUGGAGACUACUCCUGGACCCAAGCUCCCGUAA
This is a messenger RNA of Syngnathoides biaculeatus (alligator pipefish), 1998 nucleotides long. It is a transcript of the gene hdc, whose product is annotated as histidine decarboxylase. Gene Ontology annotation, molecular function: histidine decarboxylase activity; pyridoxal phosphate binding. The record is from RefSeq and is a predicted model, not a curated record. The coding region runs from base 1 to 1998 and encodes 665 amino acids. Gene Ontology annotation, biological process: histamine biosynthetic process; L-histidine catabolic process. Lineage: Eukaryota; Metazoa; Chordata; Actinopteri; Syngnathiformes; Syngnathidae. The transcript is spliced from 12 exons.